GGCGUUCUAUUCUACUUAUUCUGUUUCUAUGAAUCGAACUCGGUCCUGUUUCUAUUUUGACUAAAAGGGGCAAAGACAAGAGAUCUAUGUGAGAGAAAGUACAUACCCAAAGGAAAGUUAUUUGAUAGCUUCAAAGAAAAACAGUGUGUGAGGUUUUGGUCAGGAUGCGGCCGACACUCUCUCUCUGUCCUGUCCUGAUCUCUCUGUUAUUCCUUCUGUCUGGACUGACCGUCAUCAACGGCUGUAACAAAGCCCUGUGUGCCAGUGACGUCAGCAAAUGUCUUCUGCAGGGGCUUUGUCAGUGUCGGCCAUCGGAGGGAAACUGUUCAUGUUGUAAAGAGUGUAUGUUGUGUUUGAGUUCUCUCUGGGAGGAGUGCUGCGACUGUGUAGGAAUGUGUAACCCAAGACAUUACAACGACAGUCCGGCCACCUCCAAGAGCACGGUCGAAGAGCUCUACCGGCCAAUCCCUUCGCUUUUCAGGGCACUGACUGAAGGCGACGCCCCCAUUAACAUGAUGGUUGUUUCGUUUCCCGUUGCUGAGGAACUGUCCCACCAUGAGAAUCUUGUGUCUUUAAUGGAAACACUGGACAGUCAGAGUCACAACAUCUCGCUGCCCAGAAACAGCGUCCAUGGUGAUGCCAUGUGUACGGUGGUAUACUUUGAUGACUGUGUGUCCAUUCGCCAGUGUAAGCAGUACUGUGAGUCAAUGGGAGGAUCAAAGUACCGCUGGUUCCACAACGCCUGCUGUGAGUGUAUUGGACCUGAAUGUUUGGACUACGGCAGCAAAGCAGUGAAAUGCACAAACUGCCUCAUCUGAGACUUUAUACACACUUUCGGAUAUGAAUCACUGCACUAUCAAAGAACUGAAUACAGUCAAACUCACGCUACACUUGUUUUUCUUUCUUUUUUUUGUCUUUUGGAAUAUAAGGAAAUAAGCAUAGCUUUUGAGAUUUUUAUAACAUUAUCAAUAUUUUGUUAAUUAUUUCAGCAGCAUAUAUGGAUUGCAUAUCGUUUUCAGCGUUAUAAAAGCUAUCAAAAACCAAAGAAAAAUAGUCCUGAACAAAACUUUUACGUUUUUUAAGUAUGAUUGUAUGAUUAAGCGAUCAUUGUUCAAUAUUUCAAUUGUGUCAUCUUUCAUUGUCACACAACAUACUAAAGAAAACACUUCAUAAUUCAUGUUUAAGAUAUCAGUGAUGUUGUAGAACAAAACGUGAAAGAAUCAAGUCAUUUUAAUCACAACCCUUAUUUGAAUCAGUAAUUUAAAAACACAAGCAUCAUAGUGUCUUAAGUAUUGUGGUAUGAGAAAUAAAUUUGUUUAAUAACAAAGAA
Messenger RNA from Xyrauchen texanus (razorback sucker), 1330 nucleotides. RefSeq names its product twisted gastrulation protein homolog 1-A-like. The record is from RefSeq and is a predicted model, not a curated record. Gene Ontology annotation, biological process: regulation of BMP signaling pathway. The transcript is spliced from 5 exons. NCBI's taxonomy places the organism in Eukaryota, Metazoa, Chordata, Actinopteri, Cypriniformes, Catostomidae. Bases 165 to 818 code for a protein of 217 amino acids.